AUCGAUCUCUGGGAGAAACACCAGAAAGCCUGCUGAAAUGGAAAACUACUAAUGAAGGAAGGAUUGUUCAUCUCUUAGGCUUCCAUUUGGAUGGGCCUGCCUUAACAUUGUUUGAAAUGCAGCGUGAGUAGCUCUUUUGUUUACUGUUUACUUCCUUGUGCCAUGUCAACCCCGUACUUCUUUAUUCUGUUGCCUUUGCUUGAGAUGGUCCUGCUAACCCACAAACCUGAUUGGAAAUGGCCUCAAUAAACGUGGAAGAAAAUCUAGCAGGUUCACUUUUGGAAGACGACAAAUCGGAGCAGUUGCUGAAGUCCAGAUUUCCAGAAGGAAGGACUGUAGAAGACAUCUUUGCUUCAGGGAGGCAGGGAUAGAAGCCACAGAGACCAAAGAAAUAAUGAGCACCCUGGGGUCAGGAGGCAGUCACCUCCAGGGUCUGACUUCCAGAAGCUCCAGAGAAGAAGAGAAAAAGCCCAGUCAUUUUGGAGCUGGGAAGAGCCUGGAACUUGACUUCUGAUUCUGUGAUUUUGAGUUUCAUAGAGGAACUGAGAAACUCCUCUAUAAAAAGUCCCUCUCUCAUCUCCACCGGUCGGAGGCUUUAGUUUUUGGAAGGACCUGCGAGGUCGCCGGCGUCUCCCAGGUGAAGUUGUUCUAAAUUUCUGACGGCCAAUAGGCGCCGAGGAGCUGCGGUUUCUGCCCAAUGAGGCUCACAGCGGAGCCAUGGGCGGAGCCACUGAAGGGGGCGGGAACGGAGCCCCGCCUCGGUGGUUACUACAGUGUGUGGCGCCGGCUGUCCUGUGCGGAGCCAUGAGCUGGACCUGCCCGCGUUGCCAGCAACCCGUUUUCUUCGCGGAGAAGGUGAGCUCCCUGGGCAAGAACUGGCACCGCUUCUGCCUGAAAUGUGAACGCUGCCACAGCGUCCUGUCCCCAGGAGGGCAUGCAGAGCACAAUGGGAGGCCGUAUUGCCACAAGCCAUGCUAUGGGGCUCUCUUUGGACCCAGGGGGGUGAACAUUGGUGGUGUGGGCUCCUACCUCUACAACCCUCCCACUCCCACCCCAGCCAGCACCACUCCCCUCAGCCCCCCAGCAGUUUCAGCACCCCCAGGCCCAGGGACUGGCCUCCCCCAGGGCAAGAAAAGCCCUCCCCACAUGAAGACAUUCACUGGGGAGACUUCACUGUGCCCUGGCUGUGAGGAACCUGUCUAUUUUGCUGAGAAGGUGAUGUCUUUGGGCAGAAAUUGGCACCGACCCUGUCUGAGGUGCCAGCGCUGCCGGAAGACCCUGACUGCUGGGAGUCAUGCUGAGCAUGACGGCGUCCCCUACUGCCACAUCCCCUGCUACGGCUACCUGUUUGGCCCCAAAGGUGUGAACAUUGGUGAUGUGGGCUGCUACAUCUAUGACCCCGUGGAGAUAAAAUCCAAAUGAGAUGCUCACAGGAGAGGUCACUCUUAACUCAGGCCUCAUACCAUCCCUUCCAUGAUGCAGUGGGAGCUACAGAAUUCUCCAGUCCCACAGGGGGAAGAUGGUCUUCCAGUGGCCUGGGCCUAGGCUCCAUGGUAGACCAGGGAGUCUAGACUUUGCUGAUUCCUCCCUUUCCUGUUCCUAUCUGGUUAGGAGACAUAGGUCACCAUAUUUUAAAGGGUAGCCUCCUGGCCUUCCCAGUCCCUUUCCCUAGCAAAUUCUUUAACUUCAAGGUACUUAAAAAACGUGUUUAUUCUGGCUUCUCCAAUAAAAUGUUGGCUCCCAUGCCUUCAACUCUUCUUUGGGCAUGAGGCCUAAACAAUGGGUUGGAGGAUGGGAGGUGUGGGGUGGAGGAUGCAUUACCCUGCAAAGUGCCUGGUAGGUACGGGGCCAGCCAUGGGAACAAAGAGCUCUAUUCUCCUGGUACCCUGGUCCUGGGCAGCUCCCAGUACCACACAGUGGACAGCAUGUCCACCAGCCUUUUGGUGCCAGAAGUCAUCAUAGGGCAAUCCCUUCUUUAGCACCGUCUCUAGAAGAAG
This is a messenger RNA of Zalophus californianus (California sea lion), 1997 nucleotides long. It is a transcript of the gene CRIP3, whose product is annotated as cysteine rich protein 3. The transcript is spliced from 11 exons. The coding region runs from base 718 to 1422 and encodes 234 amino acids. NCBI's taxonomy places the organism in Eukaryota, Metazoa, Chordata, Mammalia, Carnivora, Otariidae. The record is from RefSeq and is a predicted model, not a curated record.